CGGCUCAUGCGGCACCCACGGCAGAUACCAAAACAUGGUGGCCCACACGGAGCUCCCAGCUGACGUCCCUCACGCUAAAAUAAUAAAUAACGAGCAGUUUGCAGAAUGUAGCAGCGAGAAGGCCGCUGGCGACAGCGGAGGAUAUGCUCAAGCACACAUUCAUGAGCAGCAUGGAACUAGUGUUGCCAUUCCAAAUGGAGAUGCAAGGCCUGGAACUGAGAACGUGUCUGGUUAUAAGAGGAAGAUCUGCCAGAAAGAAGAAGAAUGCUCACUCUUUGUAGCCUUUUUCACCUUCCUUUCAUACGGAGUUCUUCUGAUGGUGGGCUACAUUAAAGAGUUCUUCAGUCCUGUAACCACCAAAGAAAAGAACAGAGAGGACAUCGAGGAGUGUCCACCGUUCACCACCUUCACCAUCUAUCUGUCCUAUGGCGUCCUCUUCUUCGUGGGCUACAUCAAGGAAUUCUUCUAUCCACCAUCAACGAAAGAAAAAAACAGAGAGGGAUAUGUCCCACUGUACAUUGGGUUUGAGAGCUUCUACACUCGCAAUGUGUACCGCCGUAUUCAAGACUGUUGGAACCGAACAAUCUGCAGUGUUCCUGGUGCAGAAAUUGAUCUUAUGGAGCGAUACACGCCUGACUAUGGUUGGACUAUGAAAAUGACGGGCAAAAUUAUCAAGUGCAUUAAUGCUGGAUCAUAUAACUAUCUUGGAUUUGCCGAGAACAAAGGUCCGUGCCAUGAUGCAGCUGAACAAGUUACAAAGGAACUUGGUUUUACAACGUGCAGUCCUUGCAUAGAGCUAGGCACCUUGGAGAUCCACCGCAAACUUGAGAGGCUUGUGUCAGAAUUUCUUGGCGUUGAAGAUGCCAUCACCUUUGGCAUGGGUUUUGCAACCAAUGUGCUUAAUUUGCCUUCACUUCUGGGACCGGGUUGUUUAGUGAUGUCAGAUGAAUUUAACCACGCAUCGCUCAUUCUUGGCUUGCGUCUUUCUGGGGCCACUGUUAAAGUAUUUCGACAUAAUGACAGUGAAGACUUGGAGAAGAAGCUGCGUGAAGCCUUGUUGUAUGGACAUCCAAGGACUCGUCGCCCCUGGAAAAAAGCAUUAAUUGUAGUGGAGGGAAUCUAUUCCAUGGAAGGCAGUAUAUGUGAUCUUCCGAACUUCAUCAGAAUCAAGAACAAAUACAAGACUUAUUUGUAUGUGGAUGAAGCUCACAGCAUAGGUGCUCUUGGCCCUCAUGGUGGUGGAGUUGUGGAUUACUAUGGCGUAGAUCCUAAGGACGUUGACAUCCACAUGGGAACUUUCACCAAGAGUUUUGGGGCUGCAGGAGGCUAUAUUGCCGGAUCAAAGGAUCUGAUCAACUACCUUCGUGUGACCAGUCAUGCUCAGGUGUAUGCUUCAUCAAUGCCUCCUCCAGUAGCCCAGCAGAUUAUCACAUCAAUGACCAUCAUUAUGGGGAAAGAUGGCACUAGUGAAGGUCGCAGACGUAUUCAACAGCUGUCUCGGAAUGUGAAGUAUUUUCGUCAGCGCCUUAGACAGAUGGGAUUCAUUGUUUAUGGCCAUGAUGAUUCUCCUGUCGUUCCAAUGCUCUUGUACCUCAUUCCUAAAAUCUCCAUGUUCGUGCGUGAGCUAACUAAGCGUGGGGUUGCUGGAGUGGGUGUUGGCUUUCCUGCCACCAAGAUAACUGGUGGUCGAAUGAGAUUCUGCCUCUCGGCUGCUCACACUAAGGACAUGCUGGACAAGAUUCUAAAAGAAGUGGAUGCUGUUGGAUAUCUUUGCGGCUCUCAUUACUCAUCUGCUGUCAAAAAUUCUCAGCCAAUCAAGUGGUAGAGCAUUCAUGUUCCAAAUGUUUGUGCAUUGUCAGGAGCCUCAGAUAUGUAAACGAUUAUUUGAUGAAUUUAAGUAUGAUGUUUAUUGUAAGCAGUACCUUGCUCCAAAUGGUAUCUAUGAGGCAGCAGGGAUGAAAUGUGCCGAGGAUAUGGGCAGAAAAUUACAUAGAAACUGUUAAUUAGUCCAGCAAAUAAAUGCUAAUAACUUGUAUAUUCUUAAGCAAGAAAUACAAUCAGAACUCAACAAGUACCUACUUGUUGCAUGAGGUUCAUUUACUAAUUUCUUCUGUUAUGAAAGUUUUCAUCUGAGGCUUCUCAAAAGGUGCUCCUAAAGUUAGGCGUGUGAUAUGCAAUGACACAAUCUGAAUUGCCACUGAUUCAAGGCUGAGGUUGUCUGAUCUCUUACUCUUACUUAGUAAAUCUGGAACCCAAACUGCCAUGCUUAACUUUGCCUACCUGGCAAUUAUCAUUAUCAUCAUCAUCCCCAUUACCUUCUCAGCCUUGCCUUUCUCUGCCCCGCUCUUCUUUCAUUUUCCCUUCAAGGUCAACAUACGUCAAAUGGCGAGGCUAUCAUCUCUCCAGUAAUAUUUGUGCGUUCAUGACUGAAGAAGAUAAUCAACAGUGAGCACUGUGAAGUACUCUUUAAGGAUUGUUGAUUUUUUGGCAAAUAAUCUUUAUCAUCAUCAUCAUUGGUCAUUAUAUAUGAAGUUUGAAAUUGUUAUCCUGUACAGUAUGGUUAUUCGUAAUUAAAAAAUGAAGUGUUUCACGGGUUGCUAGUACUGUAUAGCUCUUGACAACUUCUUGGUAAUAAAGUACUAAGUGCA
Messenger RNA from Procambarus clarkii (red swamp crayfish), 2648 nucleotides. RefSeq names its product serine palmitoyltransferase long chain base subunit (gene lace). Lineage: Eukaryota; Metazoa; Arthropoda; Malacostraca; Decapoda; Cambaridae. Gene Ontology annotation, molecular function: pyridoxal phosphate binding; serine C-palmitoyltransferase activity. Gene Ontology annotation, cellular component: serine palmitoyltransferase complex. Gene Ontology annotation, biological process: ceramide biosynthetic process; sphingosine biosynthetic process. The record is from RefSeq and is a predicted model, not a curated record.